Messenger RNA from Rhodotorula graminis WP1, 1772 nucleotides. RefSeq lists its product as uncharacterized. The transcript has 8 exons. The coding region runs from base 1 to 1689 and encodes 562 amino acids. Gene Ontology annotation, biological process: protein folding. Gene Ontology annotation, molecular function: ATP-dependent protein folding chaperone; ATP hydrolysis activity; ATP binding. Lineage: Eukaryota; Fungi; Basidiomycota; Microbotryomycetes; Sporidiobolales; Sporidiobolaceae. Gene Ontology annotation, cellular component: chaperonin-containing T-complex. The record is from RefSeq and is a predicted model, not a curated record.
AUGGCUGGACGCAUGCCCAUGAACCCGACAGUGCUCGUCCUCCGCGAGGGCACCGACACCUCGCAGGGCACCCCGCAGCUCCUGAGCAACAUCUCGGCCUGCCUCGCCAUCGCCGGCACCGUCGCCUCGACUCUCGGGCCCCGCGGCAUGGACAAGCUCAUCGUCGGCGCAGACGGCCGUGCCACCAUCUCGAACGACGGCGCCACCAUCCUCAAACUGCUCGACGUCGUCCACCCGGCCGCCAAAUCCCUCGUCGACAUUGCCCGCGCCCAGGACGCAGAGGUCGGCGACGGCACCACGUCCGUCACUUUGCUCGCCGCCGAGUUCAUGCGCGAGGCCAAGCAGUUCAUCGAGGACGGCGUGUCGCCCCACGUCAUCAUCAAGGCCUACCGCCAGGCCGCCCAGCUCGCUGUCGCCCGUGUCAACGAGCUCGCCGUCACCGUCGAGUCGUCCAACGAGGAGGACUUCCGCUCGCUCCUCCUCAAGUGCGCGUCGACGGCCAUGUCGUCCAAGCUCAUCCACUCGUCCAAGCCGUUCUUCUCCCAGAUGGUCGUUGACGCCGUCCAGACGCUCGACCCGGCCGUCCUCGACCCGGCCCUGAUUGGCAUCAAGAAGGUGCCCGGAGGCGGCAUGGAGGAGUCGCUCCUCGUGCGCGGCGUCGCGUUCAAGAAGACGUUCUCGUACGCCGGCUUUGAGCAGCAGCCCAAGAAGAUCCUCGACCCCAAGGUCCUGUGCUUGAACGUCGAGCUCGAGCUCAAGGCCGAGCGCGACAACGCCGAGGUCCGCGUCGAGCAGGUGUCGGAGUACCAGGCCAUCGUCGACGCCGAGUGGUCCAUCAUCUAUCGCAAGCUCGAGCUCAUCGCCAACUCGGGCGCGACCGUCGUCCUCUCGCGCCUCCCGAUCGGCGAUCUCGCGACCCAGUACUUUGCCGACCGCCACAUCUUCUGCGCCGGCCGCGUCGCGACCGACGACCUCAAGCGCGUCGUGAGCGCCGUCGGCGGCGCCGUCCAGAGCACGUGCAGCGACAUCCGCGACGAGCACCUCGGCUCGUGCGACGUGUUCGAGGAGCGCCAGAUCGGCGCCGAGCGGUACAACCUGUUCGAGGGGUGCCCCAAGGCGCGCACGUGCACGCUUGUGCUCCGUGGCGGCGCCGAGCAGUUCAUCAGCGAGGUCGAGCGCAGCCUGAACGACGCCGUCCAGGUCGUCCGGCGCGCCGUCAAGAACGGCACCGUCGUGGCCGGCGGUGGUGCGACCGAGAUGGAGAUCUCGGCCUACCUGCGCUCGCACGCGCGCACGCUCCCGGGCAAGGCGCAGCUCAUCAUCAGCGCGUACGCCAAGGCGCUCGAGGUCAUCCCGCGCACCAUCUGCGACAACGCCGGCCUCGACGCGACCGACGUCCUCAACAAGCUGCGCAUGCUGCACGCGCGCGGCGACACGUGGGCCGGCGUGAGCGUCGACGACGACGUCGAGGAGGCUGGCGGCGGAAAGGGCAUGGGCGUUGCCGACAACAUGGAACGGUUCGUGUGGGAGCCUGCGCUCGUCAAGGUCAACGCGCUCGAGGGCGCGACCGAGGCGGCGUGCGUCGUCCUGAGCGUCGACGAGACGGUCCGCUCGCCGUCAUCUGCCCAGCAGCAGCAGGCUCCCCCGGGCAGGGGCGGCAUGCCCGGCCGCGGCAUGCCCAGGCGGUGAGCGCGAGCGAGGUGACGAUGACGGGCCGGCCUGGUAGAACGAUGUGUCUUCUUCGCAACUUGCAAAACACAGUGUACACCAGC